AUGACUUUGCGCUUUUUCAAUUAUGAAUCAUACGUUUUAAUACGAACUGGAAGCGUAUUUGUUACUAAUGGGAAUAUUUUGUUUCAGAAUUUGAAGAAUCAAAUCAUGACUACAAAUCUAUGGGUUGAACAGACUUGGUACGACUACAAGUUACGAUGGGAGCCAAAGGAAUACGGAGGCGUCCAAAUGUUACAUGUACCCUCGGAUCACAUUUGGAGGCCUGACAUAGUGCUUUAUAAUAACGCGGACGGCAACUUUGAGGUAACGCUAGCCACCAAGGCCACCAUCUACCACCAGGGUCUAGUUGAGUGGAAACCGCCCGCAAUAUACAAGUCUUCCUGCGAGAUUGACGUUGAGUAUUUUCCGUUUGAUGACCAAACCUGCUUUCUGAAAUUUGGUAGUUGGACUUAUGACGGAUUUAAGCGCCGAUGGAAACUAUGAGGUAACACUCAUGACGAAGGCCACAGUCUACUUCAAUGGGCUGGUGGUUUGGCAGCCGCCAGCCGUUUAUAAGUCCUCAUGUGCUAUAGACGUAGAAUUCUUUCCGUACGACGUCCAAACAUGCGUUUUGAAGUUAGG
Photinus pyralis (common eastern firefly) is the source of this 579-nucleotide messenger RNA. Its product is annotated as acetylcholine receptor subunit alpha-like. Gene Ontology annotation, cellular component: postsynaptic membrane; neuron projection; synapse. Gene Ontology annotation, molecular function: acetylcholine-gated monoatomic cation-selective channel activity; transmembrane signaling receptor activity. Lineage: Eukaryota; Metazoa; Arthropoda; Insecta; Coleoptera; Lampyridae. Gene Ontology annotation, biological process: monoatomic ion transmembrane transport; chemical synaptic transmission; signal transduction. The transcript is spliced from 4 exons. The coding region runs from base 1 to 441 and encodes 146 amino acids. The record is from RefSeq and is a predicted model, not a curated record.